This is a messenger RNA of Rotaria sp. Silwood2, 672 nucleotides long. The record is from the annotation of a GenBank genome assembly. Lineage: Eukaryota; Metazoa; Rotifera; Eurotatoria; Philodinida; Philodinidae.
AUGAUUCAAGUAGAAAACUCAAUGGCGCAUCUUUUACAAAAAAGAUUAUCAACGUUUUCUCACACCCGAUAUAUUAUAUUUCUCAUUUUUGAUACAGAAGAUAUCACCUAUUUAAAUUGGUUGAAGCGUACGAAGAUUUUUAUUGAACAAACUUAUUGUGAAAUUCGAACUUCAAAUGAAUUGAUUCAUUCAGUAAAAAACAUUCCUCAUAUUGAACAAAAUAUUCUUAAUCAAUGGCAAACUGUUGCUAUAGUAUUGGAACAACGUAUUCAUGAAAUAAAAUGCAUUCGUAAUCGUUUACAAGAUCAAAUUAAUGAAAUUAAUGAAAAUAUUUUAAAUACAGAUAAAACAAUUGAAUUUUUGAAAAAAACAAUUCAAGAUAAAGAAAUUUUUAUUAAUAUAAUUCAAUGUCGAAUAUCUUUUCUUUCUAUGAGACCAGUAUUAGAAAAUAUAAAUGAUCGUGAAUAUUCAAAACUUUCUCAAGAAUUUAAUAAUUUGCAAUAUUCAAUUGAUAAUUUACAAAAAAAUUUAUUUGAAGAAGAAUAUGCUUUACAACAUUUAUUUCGUCUUAAAACAACGAUUGAAGAAAAUUUAGCUAUUAAAAAUAAUUCAUUAUUUAUUGAUGAACAAAAAGUUAUUGGUUUACGACGUACUUUUUCAUUCACUUCAUAA